AUGGCUCAAUUCAAGAAGCUCGAUCAUAUCUAUGUAGCUAUGGCAAAAUCUAAUAGAAUUCCCGGGAUGGCCUUAGUCGAUGUACACAAUAGGUAUCAAUCAGAUAUCAGGGUCGAAGAUGAUAAGAUUCUGGGAGUGAUCGAUCGAAGAGAACGGCAGAUCGAGAUUCUCGAUCGAAGGGAAAAUGGGCGCAACAGCGAAUCGGGCAAGAAUGAUAGGAGGAAUGAUCGGAGGAACGAUCGAGGCCAAAGUAGUCGUGGACAGAUGAACAGAAAUACUGUCGAUAGAGCCUCGAGAAACAAAGAAACUCCAAGGUUAUCCGAGUAUAAUUUCUGCGUCGAUGUAGCGACCAUAGUGGCGGCCGUUAUCCUUAACAGAGAAACAAGGCAUCCAAGGCCAAUCCAAUCUGAUCCAGAGAAACAGGAUAAAAGCCUUAUUUGCAAAUGCCAUCACAGUCACAGCCAUCGAACCGAAGAUUGUCGACAGCUGAGAGGGAAGGUUGCCCAACUGUUCAAUUUGCGACACCUUCAAGAAUUCCUACGUGAACGAGCAAAAACUCAUUUCGAGAACGUGGACUCCAACAAGCAGGAUAGGCCGGAAGAGCCUCAUCAAGUGAUACAUAUGAUCGUGGGAAGAACGGACGUUCCCAUUGGGACGGUCGUAAAACGCACCAAAAAUUCCAUAACAAGGGAAAAGCGUACUCGGAAUGACGAUCCCGACGGUCCCAUCUCGUUCAGUGACGAGGACAUGGAAGGCAUCGCGCAGCCUCAUAACGACGCACUGGUAAUAUUUGUCCUUGUCAAUAAAUUUAGAAUCAAACGUGUGCUAAUUGAUCCAGCUAGCUCGGCUAAUAUCAUCCGUCGGAGAAUCAUCGAGCAGCGAGGACUACUAGAUCAGAUCGUGCCAGCAAUACGAGUUCUCAACGGAUUCAACAUGGCCUGCGAGACGAUGAAGGGUGAGAUCACUUUACCGAUCAACAUGGCAAGAACUACGCAGCAAACAAAAUUUUAUGUGAUAGAGGGAGACAGAAUAUAA
Molecule: messenger RNA, 1035 nt
Organism: Lycium barbarum (goji berry)
Lineage: Eukaryota; Viridiplantae; Streptophyta; Magnoliopsida; Solanales; Solanaceae
Exons: 1
Coding region: 1-1035 (344 amino acids)
Source: RefSeq, a predicted model, not a curated record